This is a messenger RNA of Poecilia latipinna (sailfin molly), 1021 nucleotides long. It is a transcript of the gene cradd, whose product is annotated as CARD and death domain containing adaptor protein. The transcript is spliced from 2 exons. Gene Ontology annotation, biological process: regulation of apoptotic process; signal transduction. The record is from RefSeq and is a predicted model, not a curated record. Lineage: Eukaryota; Metazoa; Chordata; Actinopteri; Cyprinodontiformes; Poeciliidae. Gene Ontology annotation, molecular function: death domain binding; protease binding. Bases 145 to 804 code for a protein of 219 amino acids.
GUGUUUCCAAUCGAGCAUAAUAUACCGGACGGAGCUGUAGAAGUUAGCAGCGGGUACCGUCGAGACUAGUUUAUGGAGACUGGUUUUGGUUCUGAAUGAACCAGUCAGUUGGUUCGGGUUAGUGACCCGGUUCAACAGGUUCGGAUGGAGCCGGAGCACAGGGCUGUGCUCCGGAAGUUCCGGGUGCAGCUUUCCGACCAGUUGCUGAUCAGCGACACCAUCGUUCCGUUCCUGUACCAGGAGGGAGUUCUGACGGAGGCCCAGGUGGAGCAGGUGGAGGGUCAGCUGACCAACCGGCAAAAGAACCUGAAGCUGCUGGACCUCCUGCCGAACCGCGGCCCGCGGGCCUUCUGUGCCUUCCUGGAGGCUCUGCGGGACUUCGGCUGGAUCCGGGACCGGCUGCUGCUGGAGCUGCAGAACUCAGCCGGAACCGGGCCGCCAGGGCCGAACUUAGCCGAAAACGGGCUUUCAGGCGGCGCUGCGGUUACGGCCCGUUACCAUGGCGACGGCUCCCGGAUUCCGGACUCGGUUCUGCAGAGGGUUCCUUCGGACCGGGAGCUGUCCCGGUUGGCGCAGAGACUCGGUGCCGAGUGGGAGCCGGUUCUGUUGGACCUGGGCUUGUCCGCCGAAGCAGUGUACCGGUGCCGGUCCGACCACAGCCUGAACACCGGGGCGGCGGUUCUGAACGGCCUAGUUCUGUGGAGGCGGGCUGGCGGGAGGCGGGCCACGGUGGGACGGCUGCUGCGCAGCCUGGAGGCCGCGGACCUCCACCCGUCUGUCCUGGAGGAGGCCGUGCUGGCAUGAGACUGGACCGGGUUCUGCUGGCCCAGACCAGGCCGGUCCAUAACUAAGAGAUGAACACUUUGUCCAUGAACUGACUGAAUAAUGAAACCAAAGUCAGAACUUUUUGAUUCUGGAACCAGGAAAAGAACCGGUUCCGUUUUAUCUGGAAUCCAAAAGCAGACAAAAAAGAAGACACUUAAAGUUUAAUAUCAAUAAAAAAUUAUUUUUAUCCUCAAAA